AGAGGAAGGAGAGGAGAGGAGAGGAGAGGAGGAAGGAGAGGAGGUGAAGGAAGAUGGACAGGAUGGAGAGCUUCCUGAAGCGGAACUUCGAGGUGGCGCACAAGAACCCGUCGGAGGACGCGCAGCGCCAGUGGCGGAGGGCCGUCGGUGCUGUCGUCAAGAACCGCCGACGCCGCUUCCGCAUGGUCCCUGAUCUCGACAAGCGAUCGGUCGUCGAGGCCAAGAAGCUAAAGAUCCAGGAAAAAAUCCGAGUUGCUCUUUAUGUACAAAGAGCUGCUCUGCAAUUUAUUGACGCUGGUGCACAAACUGAAUACCAUCUUCCAGAAGAGGUAAGAAGUGCCGGUUUUUGUAUAAACCCAGAUGAGUUGGCAUCUAUUGCCUGUGGACAUGAUAAAAAGACACUGAAGAAGCAUGGAGGAGUUCAAGGAAUUGCAAGAAAGAUCUGUGUUUCACUUGAUGAUGGCAUAAAAACAACUGACAUAUCCAUCAGACAGGAAAUUUAUGGUGUCAAUAAAUAUGAUGAGAAGCCUCCACGUAGUUUCUGGAUGUAUGUAUGGGAUGCAUUACAUGACUUGACAUUGAUCAUUCUCAUGGCUUGUGCAUUUGUAUCUGUAGUUGUAGGGCUUGCCACUGAAGGGUGGCCUAAAGGUAUGUAUGAUGGAAUAGGAAUUACCCUCAGCAUUUUCUUGGUAGUGUCAGUGACUUCAGUGAGUGACUACAAGCAAUCAUUACAGUUCAGAGAUCUGGAUAAAGAAAAGAAGAAGAUCUCUAUUCAGGUAACUAGAGAUGGCUACAGGCAAAAGGUAUCUAUUUAUGAUUUAGUCAUUGGGGAUAUAGUUCAUCUUUCGAUUGGAGAUCGAGUUCCUGCUGAUGGGUUAUAUACAUCUGGAUAUUCCUUGUUAAUAGAUGCAUCAAGCUUGUCCGGAGAGAGUGAACCAGAGUAUGUGUCAAAUGGAAAACCAUUUCUACUAGCUGGUACCAAGGUGCAAGAUGGAUCCGCUAAAAUGCUUGUUACUUCAGUCGGAAUGAGGACAGAGUGGGGAAAACUAAUGGAGACAUUGAGUCAGGGUGGAGAUGAUGAAACACCCCUGCAAGUCAAACUCAAUGGUGUUGCAACAAUAAUAGGAAAGAUUGGUGUAGCAUUUGCAACAAUGACAUUUUGUGUUUUGUUAGGAAGGUUUUUAAUUAAUAAAGCAUAUCAUAUGGGCUUCAAAUGGUCUCCGGCUGAUGCAUUAACAAUACUCAACUAUUUUGCUAUUGCUGUCACCAUCAUUGUAGUUGCAGUUCCUGAAGGGCUACCUUUAUCUGUAACAUUGAGUCUUUCUUUUGCGAUGAAGAAGCUUAUGGAUAAGAAGGCACUAGUGAGGCAUCUGUCUGCAUGUGAGACCAUGGGAUCUGCUAAUUGCAUUUGCACUGAUAAAACUGGUACUCUGACAACUAAUCACAUGAUUGUAGACAAAUUAUGGAUGUGUGAGAUAUCUAAAUCUGUUCGGGGUACUGAGACUUCUACCUAUCUCAAGUCGGUCAUUUCUGAAGAAGUUUUAGGAGUCCUUUUGCAAUGUAUAUUUGAGAAUAGUACCUCAGAAGUGGUGAGAGACAGAGAUGGAAAAGCCACCAUACUGGGUACCCCAACAGAAACAGCAUUGUUAGAGUUUGGUUUGGACUUGGAAAAGUAUCUAGAAUCCAAACAUGGGAAUUGCAGUAAACUGAAAGUCGAGCCUUUCAAUUCAGAUAAAAAGAAGAUGUCUUCACUCAUCAAAUUACCCAAUGGAGGGAUUCGUGCUUUCUGUAAAGGCGCAUCUGAAAUUGUCCUACAGAUGUGUGACAGUAUGAUUGACAGUAAGGGGAAAACCAUAGUUUUAUCUGAAAAAAACAAGGAGGAUAUUAUGAAAGUCAUCAACAGCUUUGCUUGUGAAGCAUUAAGGACACUUUGCUUGGCUUUUAAAGACAUACACGUUAAUCAGGAUGAUGAAAACAUCCCUGCUGCUGGUUACACACUGAUAGCUGUUUUUGGAAUCAAAGAUCCAGUUCGCCCAGGAGUCAAGGAAGCUGUGCAGGCUUGCAUAGCUGCUGGUAUUAAAGUUCGGAUGGUAACUGGGGAUAACAUCAAUACAGCUAAAGCUAUAGCAAAAGAGUGUGGCAUUCUGACUGAAGAUGGUUUAGCCAUAGAAGGACCAGAAUUUCGAAGCAAGAGCCCUGAAGAGAUGAAAGAUUUAAUUCCCAAACUUCAGGUAUUAGCCCGGUCUCUGCCUUUGGACAAACAUACUUUAGUAACCAGAUUGAGAAAGACGUUUAAUGAAGUUGUGGCAGUCACAGGUGAUGGCACAAAUGAUGCUCCGGCGCUACAUGAGGCAGACAUUGGCUUUGCAAUGGGUAUUGCAGGCACUGAGGUAGCUAAAGAGAGUGCUGAUGUUAUCGUCCUAGAUGACAACUUCACUUCUAUAAUUAACGUAGCCAAAUGGGGUCGUGCAGUUUACAUCAAUAUACAAAAGUUCGUUCAAUUCCAGUUGACGGUUAACGUUGUCGCUUUGACAGUCAAUUUUAUUUCUGCAUGCAUCACUGGUAGUGCUCCUCUCACUGCCGUCCAGUUGCUAUGGGUGAACAUGAUCAUGGACACACUGGGUGCUCUGGCAUUAGCAACCGAACCGCCAAAUGAUAGUAUGAUGAGAAGACCACCUGUUGGGAGGGAUGAAGACUUCAUCACCAAAGUCAUGUGGAGAAACAUAAUUGGGCAGAGCAUAUUUCAGCUGAUAGUGUUGGGAGCUCUAAUGUUUGAUGGGAAGAAACUUCUUAAAAUUGAAGGUCCAGAUUCCGACAUCAUUCUCAACACAUUCAUAUUCAACACAUUCGUUUUUUGCCAGGUUUUCAAUGAGAUUAACAGUCGUGAACUGGAGAAGAUUAACGUGCUAAGUGGUAUAUUUGGCAACUGGACGUUUGUGCUCGUCUUAACUUCAACAGUCCUGUUCCAAGUUAUCAUAGUGGAAUUCCUUGGGGACUUUGCAAGCACAGUCCCUCUCAGUUGGCAUUUAUGGUGGCUCAGCAUUGUGAUCGGCGCCGUCAGUAUGAUCGUUGCUGUGAUCUUGAAGUGGAUUCCGGUCGAUUCCUACAAUGGCAUAGUUCACUGCAAGAAUGAUUAUGAGCCACUCCCUAGUGGUCCAGAAGCAGUGUAACCACAGAAGAAACACUAAUUCUAAACCCUUAACGACAUCUAAUAAUUAGGUCUUGGACAAGAUUCAAGACCGAGCAUGUUUGUCUAGUAUGAAAGACAAUUCUCAAACACAAAGAAAGGUCAAUCCACAUUCAGAAUUUCAACAGGUAACAGCCAUCUUGCUCUUAGUUUAGGGCUAUGACAAGGGUCUCAGAAUUUUGAGCUCCAAUUCUUUGAGGACUAUGAAUUAACAACAGCACCUGAUGUUAGUUUAUUAUUUGAUUCAUGGAUUGUAUAUAAA
Messenger RNA from Zingiber officinale, 3449 nucleotides. RefSeq names its product probable calcium-transporting ATPase 8, plasma membrane-type. The transcript is spliced from 7 exons. Gene Ontology annotation, cellular component: membrane; intracellular membrane-bounded organelle. Bases 54 to 3170 code for a protein of 1038 amino acids. The record is from RefSeq and is a predicted model, not a curated record. Lineage: Eukaryota; Viridiplantae; Streptophyta; Magnoliopsida; Zingiberales; Zingiberaceae. Gene Ontology annotation, molecular function: P-type calcium transporter activity; calmodulin binding; ATP binding. Gene Ontology annotation, biological process: calcium ion transmembrane transport.